CAGACAUUGUCGUGCAGUAGUGCUAUGCACCUUGAUCCAUAUAUGACAAGUGGUCAUAGCAAGAUCUACUCGGCUUGUUAAACUGUAGGGAAUACACGAUGCAGGCUUUAUUCAAGUCUCUGGAAAAAGAAACGCUGGAACCAGUGGAAGGCCGAGUUACGGGUACAAUUCCCUCCUGGCUUAGUGGCAGUUUCUAUAGAAACGGACCUGGGAAAUACGAAGUUGGUGACACAAAAUACAAUCAUCUCUUCGACGGGUUGGCACUUCUCCAGAAAUUCAGCAUAAAGGAUGGACGAAUAUCAUAUCAAAAUAAGUUUCUGAAAAGUGAAACUUUUCUGAAAAACAUGAAAGCCAAUAGAAUUGUUGUGUCUGAGUUUGGGACUCUUGCACAUCCGGAUCCUUGUAAAACUCUGUUUCAAAGGUUUUUCUCCUACUUUUAUCUGGAUGAAGAUGAAAUGAUGACGGAUAACUGCUCCGUAAAUAUUUUCCCAAUGGGAGACCAGUUGUAUGCCUCCACUGAGACAAAAUGGCUGCGAAAGAUUGACCCUGAAACUUUGGAGACGCCAGGCAGGGUAGAUAUCACCCAGUUUGUUGCCACUAAUUCCGCUACUGCACACCCCCAUCAUGACAGAGACGGGUGUGUCUACAACAUAGGAAACUGCUUCAAGGGAAGACCGAGGCUUGCCGUUAUCAGAUGGAACCCCCCAUCGAAAGAGGCUCCGGAUCAAAUCCAGAACGCAGAGUUGGUAGCCUCGCUGCCCAGCCCGUACUAUGUGAAAUACAGCUACUCCCACAGCUUUGCUCUGACAGAGAACUUCAUAGUAGUGAUACAACAGCCUCUGAUCAUUAACGUGCUCUCAAUCCUGACGGCCAAGAUUAGAGGAACGCCCUUUGCCAACGGGAUGUAUUGGGAUAAAAAUUGCAAGACUGUGUUCCACAUCAUCAACAAGAAGACAGGAGAGGCAAUUAACCCUGGUUACAACUAUGUUGGGGACCCACUACUUCUCUUCCAUCACAUCAAUGCUUAUGAAGAAGAUGGUCACGUGGUUGUUGACGUCUGCUCUGCUGAAGACGGUUCCACAUUCGACAUGAUAUUUCUGGACAAACUUCAGUCAGAGGAUUUCAAGAAGUUGAUGAAGAAGAAUGGUAAUACAUUCCCAAGGCGGUUCGUGCUUCCACUCAAUAUUGAUAAAAAGGCAAGUAAUUUAGUGACUCUUAGAGACACAAGAGCAACGGCAACCAUGUCAGGAAAAAACGAAAUAUUCUGCAAGGACGAACGUUUGAGUGAUAUCUUGACGGAGUUCCCUAUGGUGAAUUAUGAACUAGUUAACGGCCGGAAGUACCGUUACAUGUACGGCAUAUCGACAAACGUUGUGGGGGACUACUCCACUGGGCUGGUGAAGACUGAUGUUCAAAAUAAGACAACCGUGAGGUGGGAUGAGACCGACUGCUACCCAUCAGAACCCUGGUUUGUGCCCUCUCCAGACAGCAAGGAAGAGGAUGAUGGAAUCGUGUUAUCGUCUGUGCUGAAUGAUGUGACCAUGAAAACCUUCUUGCUUGUCUUGGAUGCCAAAUCAUUCACGGAGUUGGGAAGAGCUGAAUUUGAUGUAGCGCCUCCUAUGGGAUUUCACGUCAGAUUCAUCGACAAUGAAACGAUAAGAGGGCUGAAGAAGGAGUGAACAUUUUUGAGACUAUUCUUACUGAAAUAACUCGAGUACCAAAACCAUAAUAUUUUCAUCGGUAUAUCGGUAUAACGGCUAAAAUGCUGCAGCAAUGUAUAACCCGUCGGUGUGCAUACACAUGCCAGUCAAUCAUGUUAGGUUUGAGACUGCUUUCAUAGCGUAUAAACAUUCUUUUCCGCUUUUAUCUCUUUAUAUAAUGGAAACGGAAACAUUUAGCACUUUGUGCCUCUUUAAAAUAUCACACCUUUAAAAUCAUCAACAAAUGAUGGCGAAUGUGAUGUAAUUUUUAUUUGUUAAUAUUGAGAACCGGUGGUUUCACUGUAAGUGGGGAUGGAACACCUUCGUUUUAUUAAAGUAUAUAUAAUAAGUUUAUUAUUUAUUAAGAGUGGAAACUAUGAAGCGUAUUGCGUGAUGAGAGUUAAUGAUGCUGGAAACGUUUACGAACAUUUAUUGUGAUACAAAAUUGCACUCAAUUGUAGUAGAGCCAUGUCGCGUUACUACUCGGUAAAAAUGAAGUUUAUAUCAAUUAUUAUUAUAAAUAAUGUCGAAUGAAAUGAAUUAAUGCUAAAUUAAUUCAAAAUACAGAAAAAUGUAAACUACCUUUGGACUAUUGGUUUAAAAAGAUGUCACUGAAAUAUAUAUAACUAUACUUUUCAAGCCAGUUUUUAUAGGCAUUUUCCUACUUGUACGACUAAGUACAGAUUAAGGUUGAAUUAAGGUUCACUUUAACUUAAACUCCUUUCAUUAUGCUUUUUUCACAAGUAACAACCCAACCGCCAACGCCUAUUAAAGUAGAGCAUUGGGGUUGGAGAUGGGACAUAAUUGGCGGAUGACAAUACAUUUUCCUAUUUAUCCUUGCCUUGAUUUUAAUACAUUUUUGUCCUUAAAUAUCGAACAAUUUGUUUUUGUCCAUGAUGCACUUUCCAUUCAAUGUUAUAAUCAUCUCAUCAUUAUUGUAUAAUAAAACGUUAA
Molecule: messenger RNA, 2654 nt
Organism: Lingula anatina
Lineage: Eukaryota; Metazoa; Brachiopoda; Lingulata; Lingulida; Lingulidae
Product: beta,beta-carotene 15,15'-dioxygenase
Biological process (GO): carotene catabolic process; retinal metabolic process
Molecular function (GO): beta-carotene 15,15'-dioxygenase activity; carotenoid dioxygenase activity
Source: RefSeq, a predicted model, not a curated record